CAUUCACGUAAGACUUUGUGGUUCUCUGGACAUGUCUUGUAGAGGUUGUAUGUGAUUGUUCCUUGAUGUCCCACUGAGGAAAUUGAUGACUGCAUUAAAAAAUUACACGAGAGGAAAGAGAAGGAAUUAUUGAAGGCAUUAGAAGAAGAAGAGAAAGCCUUUAAACAGUAGCAUAUUGAAUAAAUUACUUCAAAGAAGUGAAGGAAUCCCCUUUGUGAAAUGUGAUUAGAAUGUAAAAGUGUAAUGUAAAUGAAAUGAGAAGUGAAAAUGAGUAUGUAGUAUAUUGUGAUUGAACAAUAGGAUUUUUUUAAUGUAAUAUUGUUUUAAAUUAUUGAAUUAACAGACUUUGGAAAGAAAGUUAUAAUGGCAGGAUUUGGUGUAAUUGUAGAAUUUUCACAAUCAGAAUUCACAAAUGCAGAUAAUCUAAGCUGCUCUGGAGUGUAUCUGGGGAAUGGGUUUGUUCUCUCACAUGGCACAAUUAUCAUUGAUGUUAUCAAGAACAAAUUGGGUAAAGCCCUUCUCCAAGAAAUCUUAAGGAAAGGUUUUGUAGACUAUGAAAAAGAUGCAAUCUUGAUAACUGAAACCUUACAAGCAACAUGUUCAGAAUUCCAAGUAAUUUUUCCCACUGAACACAUAAAUAGUGUGAAAGAAGAGCUUCAAGCCCCAGUGAAGACCACUCCUGAUGAUCAAAGAUUCCUUCUUAGCUCAGCCUCCUCAACUGAAGCAGAAAAUGGAACUCGUGCAAGUCACUCAAGAGAUAAAACCAUUUGGGAAAAACCUAGCAAUUCCACUACAGCAAACUACAAAUCAAUGCAGACAACCCGUGGAUAUUCCUCCCAUCCAGCAUCCGUUGCCAUGGUUUUUCUCCAAGAUGGUAUAACGGAGAGCCUGUCUACCAUUAUGCCAGUUUCUCAGGGGUGGAAGCUAACAGAAGAUAAAGAUGAGAAUCUUACAACUCGGUUUGAAAGAAUCCUUCUCUCAACCUUUGUAGUUCUGAAAAUAGUGAAAAAUGGUCAGGAAGAGGUUGGGAAAGCAAGCAUGACAGAAUUAAUAUCUUCAGUGAAAAGAUUAGCGAACAUCACAACCAGGAGUCAAAAAGGAUCAGGUGUGUUUGUGGAGAGUUCACCAUUUGGAAGCUUGUCUCCAGAUGUAUUUCUGAAUUCCCUAAGCUAUGGCAUCGUCAGUAAUGUCUGUGGCAGUAAUGGGGAUGUGCUGUUAACAGAUGCUCGUUGCAUUAUGGGAUCAGAGGGAGCUCCGGUCUUUUCUGAUAAUGAAAAAAGAAGUCUUUGUGGGUUGGUUAUUUCCCCAUUUUGUUGGCGACAAGGAGAAUGGCUUGGGCUUACACUUGUGGCAUGUGCAUAUUCUAUCCUUACAGCCUUAAUGAACCAUUUGAAGUCUGACUCACAGGAAGAGAACAGCCUAGAGUUUACUAAAAAUGUAGAGUCAAAUAAGCAGUCUACUGGGCAACUUCAUGAAAUUUCAAAUGGCAUCAGCUCAGAGCUGUUUGAUGAUAAAAGCAGUGCUAUGUCUAUGCAGUUGUGUGAGAAAAUGUUGAAAAAAAGCAUGAAUGAAGGUUUUGCCAAGAUUGUGGACAGUUGCGUGGUUGGAGUACAGUGCGGUAGUGGCUGGGGGAGUGGUGUGAUAGUUAGCAAAACUCCUGGAGUCAUUAUUACUUGUGCACAUGUCGUAGCUCCAGCAAGUAGUGAUGCAGUCAAAAUUGUGCUGGCAGAUGGGUCAAAUCAACAAGGUCAGGUAGUCUUCAAGACUAGACCAGCCACCUUGACCACACAAAAUUCAGGGACAAGCAGGCAAGGAAAGAGUGUGUGGGACCUGGCCAUUAUUGUGACUGCCAAGUCUCUGCCUUCUUCCUUACCAUUAGCUACAGAAAUACCUCCAAAAGGCUGGCCUGUUGUGGUGGCAGGAUAUGGAGUAUUCUCCCCUCAAUAUCUGCCUACACCAACUCUGUCUCGAGGAAUAGUUUCAAAAACUAUAAACUUUCCUGCUCAGUCUCUUCAUCUGAGUGAAGAUAAGGACUUUGCAAUGGAGCAUUCCAGCAUUUCUGAGGAAACAAGUAUCUUAAUGAUAAGCAAAGUUAGGGAAGAUUUCACAAAUAGUAAAAUCAAAGCUGGAUUUUUCAAUCAAUCAUCCCAAAACCUAGAACCUCAUUGUGCUAGAGAAGAUGACAAAAAGCACAGUAUUGAUUCCUUUGCUGACUAUUGGACAGUAUGCAUGAAAAAUGAUAAGAUGGUACCACUGAUGAUGCAGACGACAUGUGCUGUAUAUGCUGGAACAAGUGGUGGGCCUGUUAUUUCACUCCACCCGCAGCAUGGUUUCCAGGUUGUUGGCAUAGUGGUGUGCAAUACCCAAGACACAAAAAACAAAGCUACUUUUCCUCACAUCAAUUUGGCUGUGCCUGCCCCUACAAUAGCAAGAAUAAUAGAAGAGUAUAUCAUUUCAGGAGAUAAGAAUGUGCUGAGCUACUUAGAUAUUGAAUCAACUGCAGCUUCUCAAUUGUGGGCUCUAGGUGUCUUGCCUAAAUCGAGUUUGUAAUUCAAUCACAAAGAUUUCUUGUCUGAAUUCUUGUAACUUCUUCCUGCUUAUUGAUACUGGAUUAUUAAAUACUUCUAAUGCAUCUUAUUUCUUUUUUCUAUGGGACCCAAAAUAAUUUUUUGAUGUCUCUUAUCUGACCUUUGAUUUCACAACCAAGGGCAUUUAUAGAGGAUUCUUGCAGUCUUAAAAGUAAGGAAUAUUUCUUAUUUGUACAAUAUGAGGCUGGUGCUGAUACAGUUAGUGCCUCAGCAUGAUGAUCUAUACAUGUAUAAAAGCACAUUGCUAUCCCAUUGUUCCUCAGGGAACCUUAUGACUAUUCACCUUCUCUUUAAAAUUUUUCUUCCUCUUAUACAUCACUUUUUAGAAGACAAAAUUUCCAUAUACUAUGAUGAAAGAUUAUUAAUUUGUCAUGUAUCCUCCAUAAAUUGGGGCUUCAAUACAAAAAAGUGGCUUAUAAACACCGCACAUUUAUUAGAAUAAGGUUGUGUGAUAGCCUUGGGUAUUUCAGACUUCUAUUCCUACAUCCAACAUUAUUGUGUAUAUAUAAAUAUAUUUGUACAUAUGAUAUUGUCACCAUAUCUGUUAUGGUCCAUGGUUUUCUGGAAUCAAUUAUCUGUUGUAUGUAUAUAUUGCUGUGCAUAUCAACUUUUGUAUUUCAAGAAUGAGCUUAGGUCUGAAAAUCCGAAGAAAUGCAUCUCUCCAGGGUGAAUUCAAAGAAUGUAAAUUGAUUUUCAAUUGCUUAAAUAAAUACCUUACAUGG
Penaeus indicus is the source of this 3310-nucleotide messenger RNA. RefSeq lists its product as uncharacterized. The record is from RefSeq and is a predicted model, not a curated record. Gene Ontology annotation, molecular function: serine-type endopeptidase activity. The coding region runs from base 364 to 2550 and encodes 728 amino acids. Gene Ontology annotation, cellular component: peroxisome. Gene Ontology annotation, biological process: regulation of fatty acid beta-oxidation; protein processing. The transcript is spliced from 9 exons. NCBI's taxonomy places the organism in Eukaryota, Metazoa, Arthropoda, Malacostraca, Decapoda, Penaeidae.